Messenger RNA from Paramacrobiotus metropolitanus, 1151 nucleotides. RefSeq names its product LYR motif containing protein 1-like. The record is from RefSeq and is a predicted model, not a curated record. The transcript is spliced from 4 exons. Gene Ontology annotation, cellular component: mitochondrion. Bases 288 to 653 code for a protein of 121 amino acids. NCBI's taxonomy places the organism in Eukaryota, Metazoa, Tardigrada, Eutardigrada, Parachela, Macrobiotidae.
UAUAGAUGGGCACACAUUUAGCAGUACGUAUUAUUAUUUUCCCUGCAAUUUUUUCCAGUUUUGUUCUCUUCAAUCUCCAGUUUUUGCUUUUGCCUUAAAAUCAACGGUUUGCGUUCAUCGUAUGGAUGAGAUUGUGGAAAUGUAGUUGGCCAUUACUGGUGUCAGGACUCGGGUGUUCAUAUCUCCAUCGGUGAUAAUUGAUGAAACCGACUUUUGAAAUCGCCUGAAGAUAGAAUACUUAGCGACUAGGCCUUCGGAUUAAUCUAUCUUUAGGAACAUACCGUAGGAUGAGUGUCCAUGCGAACGUGCAAUUGAGGCAUCGUGUGAAGGCCCUAUAUCGGGAUUUCAUCCGACUUGGACGUGCUUGGCAAGCUGUGGAUGCAAAAAAUACUGCCGACGAGCGACAAUACAUUGCGGAAGAAACCCGAAGGCUGUUUCGUGAGAAUGCGCAUCUAAAGACGGAGCAGGAGAUUGAGGAGAGGGUUCUGGAAGCCGAAGCUCGCUUGGAGAUGGCGCGGCAUUACAAGAAUCCCUAUCCGCGGAUGACCAAUGUUCCUCCCUUUACCAUGGCUGCAGGGAAGGGCCGUCAAGGAUCUGAGCAACGCCGUCAGCAUUCGCUUCCGACUCAUUUGAAGUCCUAUCACAAACCGUGACUUCCAGGAAUUAGGAUUGAUAGGAUUUAUAUUUCUGCUAUCUGCUGCUGCUGCAAAGGUGUCGUCCCGGUAAUGCAAAGACCUGUAUGGCUGUGUGAGAUUUGGGCACUUGUUUUAUUGUACACCGGUUUGGCAUGCGUUUUUUAGAAGUGUGUUCUUGCUUAACCAAUUGGGCAGCUUGACAUUUUUUUUAAAACUUGUUAUUAGAUCGUAUGUGCGAACAAUUGCAGAUGUUGCUCAUUGCUCUUAGUACGUGUGAUUAAUCUGCCACCGGUUAGUGUUAGCCUGAUUUACCAACGGCGCGCGACAUUACAGACUGAAAACUGCCAACCUUGUACCAAUGUUUAACAAGAUCAGAUGUCGGUCAGUUUGGGAUUGCGUUUUCAAUUCAGCGUCUGUGCGCACGUUAUAAUGACGCACUUUAUUGUUUUCAAUGUUAACAUAUUUCUGUAAACAAUCUGCAGUAGAGUUUACACUGAUAAGUGAUAACAUACUCUU